AUGUCGACUCACAGAGAAGGCGUCAAUCCCUUGAGGCCGUACUACAUCCCUCCCACAAUUGGAGAAGCCGCCGAGACAGUCAAUAAGUCGAGCCCUAGCCCAAACCCAUUCCCCGAUGGACGACAUGUGACUGCAGCUGGUGAAAGAUAUGCCUCCAAAGCACGCGAUAUCCUGUCCGACCUCGAAUACAAUGAUUAUUUAGGCGAUACCUCCCCGUCUAUGGUCCAGAAUGUCAAGGACCUUAUCGAUGAGCUGCUAUGGAAGUACACCUCAGUACUCAUGGCCCAACCUUUCGAGGUAGCAAAGACGUUGCUUCAGGUCCGGAACCAGGAUGAAAAUGCUGCAUACGAAACUCCUGUUGAGCCGGAGACGCCUAAGAGACAGCCCUCUUUUCACGGAAGCUCUAUGUACGGUGGUUUCGGAGACUCAGAUUCUGAAGGCGAGGAACCUGCCUAUUUCACAUCUCACAUACCAUCGACUCCCAGUCCCUCGACUCCUAGAGGCUCACACGGUCGAAGAGCUCCCUCUCCUGUGAAGAAACCGAAUGUUCCGGAACAUUACCUCACACUUCGCCGACCAGACUCGAUUCUUGAAGUGAUUGGGCAGCUAUGGGGGAAAGAAGGUGCUUGGGGUGUAUGGAAGGGAUCGAAUGCGACAUUUCUCUACACAGUGUUGCAGUCGCUGCUGGAAAACUGGGGUAGAAGCUUUCUCAGUGCGAUCUUCAAUGUCCCGGACAUGGGCGUUAGAGAAGACAUCGAUCGCAUGAUCGAUAUCGCCUCGCCGUAUCCUUGGGCGUCGCUCUUUGUCGCCGCGGCUGCUGCUGUGGCUACAGGACUCGCUCUAUCGCCAUUAGACUUGGUGCGAACUAGACUUAUCGUCACUCCGAGCUCAAACGGCCAGCGCAGGACGCUAGCCACCCUCAGAAACCUCCCCUCAUACCUGUGUUCGUCGAUGCUAGUACUACCAACUGUCCUCAACUCCUUGAUCCACCCUCUUAUCACUCUCUCAACACCCCUGGUUCUCCGAACUCAGUUCAUGAUCGACAGCCAUGCCUCGCCAAUGACCUUUUCUAUCGCCAAAUUUGUCGCCUCGUCAUCUGCGAUCCUGCUCAAGCUUCCUAUUGAGACUGUCCUUCGACGUGGUCAGGUCUCAGUUCUGUCAAGCCACGAAUAUGUGCAAGCACUUAGCGGCCCUGAACAACAAUUCACAACUAUUGUCCCCCCAGGGCGUUAUGAAGGCACCUUUGGUACCAUGUUCCAUAUCGUGAACGAAGAGGGAACUCAUGAGGUCACCAGCACGAAACCAGCCGCAGCAAAGAAAGGCAAGGCUAAGACUAAGGGUGUUGCCGCCACAGUCUACAAGGGCCAGGGUCGUGAGGGACUCUGGAGAGGCUGGAAGGUCAACUGGUGGGGACUAGUUGGUCUCUGGACUGCCAGUGUGGUUGGCCAUGGUGGAGAAGGCGAGUUCUAA
Messenger RNA from Fusarium proliferatum ET1, 1470 nucleotides. RefSeq lists its product as uncharacterized. The transcript has 3 exons. Bases 1 to 1470 code for a protein of 489 amino acids. The record is from RefSeq and is a predicted model, not a curated record. NCBI's taxonomy places the organism in Eukaryota, Fungi, Ascomycota, Sordariomycetes, Hypocreales, Nectriaceae.